CUACCAUGGAUGGAGCCUGAUUGGCUUUGGUGAUUUUGUGCCGUCUAACACGACACAGGGUGGGGCUGUAAACCAAUGAGAUGUUUACUGGCUACUUCGGUCGCUUUAUCAACCAGAGCAGAGUGUCCCCUCUGUGGUCGACGUGACGUUCUAACUAGCUCACACAAAACUGAAAAGAAAGAGAGUUUUUGAAUCAUUUGAAAUAUUUACAUCUGUGCGGGUGUUUAAUCUCGUUUUCAUUUAGCCGUCAUAAACCAGAUUUUUCACGAGGACGCGAGCAAAGACACUGAAAGGUUAUUACGAUGAGGUGGCAAGAAACGUUCCUUGUAUUUCUUUCCAUGCUUCGUGUGGCGGUUUUCCAGUGCCCGGAAACUUGCAGCUGCUCCGGGACAUUUGUGGACUGCAGCGGCCAGGAACUGGACAUCAGCACGGUCCCCAAGCGCUUUAUGGGCACCAUCACCGAAAUUAAACUGAGCAACAACAAGCUCUCCGCCAUCCCCAACGGCCUCUUCGACUCUCUGCAUCACCUCCGGUCUGUGUCGUUGGACAAUAACCCAUGGGCAUGCGAUUGUGAUAUUUUAUACCUGAGAUCUUGGCUUCUUAAACAAGAAGAUCGUUCUCAGUAUAAGCAUUUAACGUGUUCCUCGCCCACUGAGCUUCAGAACAGGCGGAUAUUGUAUCUAACCGAGGAUGAAGUCAUCUCCGCCUGCAAUGACUGGUACUGUGACGCUGUUCUGAUAUGUCAGAUCGCAUUGUUCAUCUUCAUCGGCAUCCAGGCCAUUCUCCUGAUAUUUGUUAUAAUAUAUCUGAGGAGAUUUGAGACUGUUUCGGAAGAAGCUAUUCGAUCGACAAAAUAAAAUCCUGUCCAUUCGGGCUAGCAUUGACCAUUUAUCUGAUACCCACUCAUUUGUUGGAACUCCCGCAUGUUCCCUAUCUGUGUUCUUGAAAGUGCCACGGAAAAAAAAGUAGUCUCCUGUUUUAUUCCGGUGAUGCUGAGAUACCGCGUUGCUAUUCUACAAUGUCUUUCCAAGAAACGCUUGCGGAAAUUUUAAACAUAUGUCACCAUAGAUAUUGGAGCCUGGAAUUGUGGCACUCUCUGGUGUUAUCAUUGAAAAUUUUUACUGAUUGAUGUUGACAAAUGUUUCCCUGUGAAAUUAUGUAAUUAUCACAAAUUAUUUAGGAUUAUUUGCUUUCAAUAACUCGAUGGUUAAGGAGGGGUUGAGUAGAAGUUGGGACGAUUGAUACAAAGUGCAUGAAGAUACAGUCUUGUAAUUACAAAUGGUCCGUCUGCAAAAGAAAGAAAUGUCGAUGACUCUCCAAGCAACGCUCCAUUGCGGGAACGAAUGUCAUUGACAAAACUACUAAAGCAAUGUUAAAUAACAUUUUGUAUCAAAGCAGAUUUAAUACUGAUAUUUCUUAAGGUUAUUUUAAUUCUGGAGAUUGAAGUUUAUCUAUCGAAAUGCACACUAUAAUCUUGGACAACAACUUUUUUUUCUGUGUUUAACUCAAUCACAAUACUGAAAUCACGAUGUAAGAAGAAAAUGCUGGAAAUUCUCAGUAGGCCUGGAAAUAUCUAUGGAGAGUAGCCGAAGUUUGAUUGAAGUCAUCGACUUGACCGAUUAUCUCUUUUUCGCCCUUCAGAUGUUACCCGACCCAUAGAGUGUUUGUAACCUUUGUUUUAGUUCAGCUAUCCAACAUCUGCAUUAUUUUGAUUUUGUACUUAAAGAUGAAAUUGUACAUCAUUUUGUAAUAACUGUAUCGUUUACUAUGGAAAUAUUGUAAUUGUAGUCUGAGGAAUUUGAUUAACGUGGUUUAUUUUAUUGAUUUACCAUGAAGGUGAGUACCAGGAAACUGAACAUUAUACAAAUCAACCCCAUUCGUCAUGAUCCGCUUUUAUUUCUUACACUGUAUAUUAGAGGAAGUCGGCCUGUGUCCUUCUAGCUAAAAUCAAUAAUUCUGGCAAUGAUGGCGACUAAAUUUGCAGUGGGGCAGACUUUUCAUGUUCCUGUACACCUUACAAAGUCAUUCCUAUUAAGUUAUGUUGAAUCGCUCUGGGUAUAGCGGGAUAGGGACACCGUCGUCACUAUUUCUUUUUCCUUUCAGAAAUUUAGAAAUGUCUUAGAAAUUCAAUUUUUUUCGUUCAUUUUUUAAACUAAUAUAAUCUUGCCCCGUUUGUUAGUUAAUUGGGAGAUUCGCUCUCCAUUUUAAUGAAAACCGCUCUACAGCGUUUCUGCUGGCUAGAGAAGGAAAAUCUCUUUCAAUGCGACUCGUAUCGGCGGUUAUUCGUCACUUUUUUUCUUUGACUCCAGCUUCCGUAUUAAACCCACUUACCAAAUGUAAAGAUUCUGCAACUAACUCAAAACACUUGGUUCAAAUCAACUCAGAAUCCAGCGUAAUUGUACUCUCCUUAUUCCUGGCCGGAGAAGAAAGAAGGUAGGUUAGUUGAUUCGGCGAUACUGUCUUUACAGUUGUGCCCGGAGCCAUAGUCAAUCACUGGGACAUAAUAUUUCCUGGGACGAGUUAUUUCCUCGCACCCGGGUUAAGAACUCCGACAUAAGAAUGGGCUGCAUUAAUGUAACACAAAGUUCUGACGUAUACAUACACUCAUCCAGACGAACAGCAGAACUAGUCUGCUCUCUCUCCAAUAGCUCUUUCUUAUCAGUCUUAUGUGUUUCAAGGCCAUUCUUUACAAUACCUGGAGGUAUGCUAACGUAUCGAAUGGAUUUUUUUGUAUGUAUUUUGCAAUUUACAGGCAAAAUCGACUAACAGGAAUCUGUAAAAACGAAACCUGUUCGUUACCAGGGCACGACCUGUAAAGGGAAGAUGAAGCCCUCAAGUAACGACUUGAUCUAACACCUUCAUCAUAAUGCGCAGUUAUCUGACCUCAUCAUAAUAAUACCUAUAUCUACAUCGAAGUAUCUAUUACUGCAACACGCUUAGUGUGUUUUUUAAAAUCUACAUUGGACUAUCACUCCUCACAGCAGAUCCCAUUGUGUGUAUAUCUUUCCCUAUACAUACCUCUCAUCCUCACAUUUCCAAUCACCACAGUCAUUCAUUUUCUGAUGUCAUGCUUUCCCUUGCGAUCGCCAUUCUUACAUUCUCUCAGUUAAUCCAUUUAAGUUAUGCCUCCUUUCCUUUCUCCAUAACAAGGAAAGAGAACGCUAUGUGAAUAUGAAGUAAGCGGCAUGUGACUGAUCAUUUAUAUAAUGAUAACCCAUAAAUAUUCCUCUUUUAGCAGUUAUAUCUACCACAACACCUUCUCCUAUCCGGUGAAAUGGGAUUUUGAUAGUAGGGGCGGCACUGUAGCGUAAUGGUUAGUGCAGGUGACACGGGUUCAAUUCCCGCCGCUGCCUGUAAUGAGCUUGUACGUUCACCCCAUGACCGGGUUCCUCUGGGUACUCAAGUUUCACCGCACAGUCCAAAGACGUACUGGUUGGUAGGUUGAUUGGUAGGGUUAACUGGACGUUGUAAAUUGUUUCGUGGGUAGUUUAGGAUCAAAUCGGAGGAUUGCUGGGCAGCGCGGCUAAAGGCCCGGAAGGGCCCAUUCUGAUUCCCAUUCUGAUAUGUCCACACAUUUUAAUUCCACGUCCUAUUCCCAUUCUGGUAUGUCUACCCACGGCCUCCUCGACUGUAAAGAUGAAGCCACACGCAGGUUGGAGGAACAACACCUUAUAUUCCGUCUGGGUAGCCUCCAACCUGAUGGCAUGAACAUUGACUUCUCAAACUUCCGCUAAUGCCCCACCUCCCCCUCGUACCCCAUCCGUUAUUUAUUUAUAUACACACAUUCUUUCUCUCUCUCUCCUUUUUCUCCCUCUGUCCCUCUCACUAUAUACCUUACCCAUCCUCUGGGUUUUACCCCCCCUCCCCCUUGUCUUUCUCCCUAGGCCUCCUGUCCCAUGAUCCUCUCAUAUCCCUUUUGCCAAUCACCUGUCCAGCUCUUGGCUCCAUCCCUCCCCCUCCUGUCUUCUCCUAUCAUUUUGGAUCUCCCCCUCCCCCUCCCACUUUCAAAUCUCUUACUAGCUCUUCUUUCAGUUAGUCCUGACGAAGGGUCUCAGCCCGAAACAUCGACUGUGCCUCUUCCUACAGAUGCUGCCUGGCCUGCUGCGUUCACCAGCAACUUUGCUGUGUGUUGCCGGAAGGGCCUAUUCCGCUUUCAAUACACAAUAUCAAUAAACAAUGUAUCCCAUUAACAAUAAACAAAGAGUAAGGUGGUGGGUACUCUUAAGAGUACAGACAGAUAAGAAAAACGGAGUCAAGAUGAAAUAAAGAGCAGAUAAUUAAAAAUGCUAGAAAAAAUUAAACAUGUAGUAGGAGAAACAGUCAGCGUCAUCAGAAUGAGCCGCGAAAUGUACGUGAAACCAGGAGAAAUUCCCUGAUGGAGUGAAGAUAAUGAAGAUAAGUGGCAGGACCUGCGCUUAUUUCACAGGAUUAACUCUGAGCUGUCAGAAUCUGGUGUAGCCAAUAUGUAUUAUGUAACUUAUCCAACAAGCCUGAGUUUGCAGACACAAAUACUUAUAGUGUUCUUUAUUCUAACGUUAAAGCACUUUAUAUUCUCGAGAUAAGCGUUGUUCCUUGAGUCUGCGCUUGUUCAUAUUGUGACAGUGCUCUGACUUGCCGGGGAAUCAAAUAUGAAAGCAUUCUCAAACAAUUGCACACAUACUUUUGUGCAGUUGGAACGUAUUUCUGUCCUAGUGGUAGACGGAGUGAAUGUUUAUGGUGGAACAGUUGUUCCAAUAAAUUUUUAAAAAAUUACUUGAAUGCCGUCAUUCUUCGUAAGCGUUGUUAGAACGGUAUCCAUCCAAUUAACGCAUCGUGUGGUGAUAGAAAGGUUUUUUGAUCUCCCUUUGGAAUAAAGCAUCCCUCUGCCAAUUUCCAGCUUGAUGGAAUAGUACCUUUGGCCCAGACCUUUUCUCAUGAUUAUCUCUUAAAAAUUUGUCGUGCAGCUUCCUUCGAAGCUUUAUCUCCUUUACUUACCUUAGGAACACGUUGCUUUCGAGUAUCUUUUAAAAUCGCAUGAAACAAAUCACUAAUUACUUUAUAAAUAUGGUUUAUAGAAGAGAUUUUUUCACUCAAAUUAAUCUUUGUUAGUACUUAAAGAAUUAGUUACCUUUUCACCCGGGAAGUUAUAAAGAUUAAGGGAAAUAUUAACGAACACUUGGUAACUGGAUGUAAAAAAACUAGGUAUUGUCUUUUUCUAAAAGAGUCGAUAAAUGGCAGAUUUCACUCCAUA
Messenger RNA from Mobula hypostoma (lesser devil ray), 5230 nucleotides. It is a transcript of the gene gp1bb, whose product is annotated as glycoprotein Ib platelet subunit beta. The transcript is spliced from 2 exons. The record is from RefSeq and is a predicted model, not a curated record. Bases 303 to 857 code for a protein of 184 amino acids. Lineage: Eukaryota; Metazoa; Chordata; Chondrichthyes; Myliobatiformes; Myliobatidae.